AACCUAACCUUAAAGUUCACUCAAAUCAUCAACGUGACGUGUGUGCCCGUGCUGUUUGAAUUUAGUUUUUCAGUGCUCACUGGACACUCGGUUGUUUUUCCAACCGAUUUUUCUUACUAAGAUAAUGGAAGAAGGUACUGUAAUCCUUCAAAAUGAGCCAGUUUCCGAGGAACGUAGAAUUUUGUGUUGUCAGUGUGGUUGUGUCAUCGCACCCAACCCUGCUAACAUGUGUGUUGCAUGCUUACGAUCCAAAGUUGAUAUAACCGAGAGUAUCCCUAAACAAGCUACUCUUCAAUGGUGCAAAGGAUGUGAAAGAUACCUACAGCCUCCGCAAGACUGGGUCCAUUGUCCACUAGAAUCCCGAGAACUCCUUGCACUCUGCUUGCGCAAACUGAAAGGUCUAAGUCGUGUCAAACUUGUCGAUGCUGGUUUCAUUUGGACAGAGCCCCACUCUAAACGAAUCAAAGUCAAACUCACUGUCCAAGGAGAGGUUUUUGGUGGUGCAGUUCUUGAGCAAGUGUUUGUUGUUGAGUUCACAGUAGUCAAUCUGUUUUGUGAAGACUGCCAUCGCACGGAAGCAAAGAACUUUUGGCGAGCCUGUGUCCAGGUACGUCAGAAAACUGACAGUAAGAAAACUAUGUACUAUCUUGAACAGCUUAUUUUGAAACAUAAAGCCCAUGAGCAAACGGUGGGCAUUAAACCAAUGGAUGGAGGGCUAGAUUUUUAUUAUGCCACCGAAGUUAAUGCUCGUAAGAUGGUUGACUUUCUGUGUGCUGUUCUGCCCUGUAAAGAUCAGAUGUCCAAAGAGUUAAUUUCUCAUGAUAUUCAUAGUAAUACAUAUAACACGAAAACUACUUACAGUAUAGAAAUUGUACCUGUCUGUAAAGAUAGUAUCGUCUGUUUGCCGAAAUCUUUGGCUCAUAAUUUAGGUGGAAUCAAUCAAUUAUGUUUAGUUGCUAGAGUUGCCAGUUCAGUGCACUUAAUUGAUCCAUUUACUGCCCAAGUCGCGGAUUUAACUGGCAUGGUAUAUUGGCGGAACCCAUUCCAAAUGAUUUUCCACUCUAAACAGUUAAUAGAGUUCAUUGUGAUGGACAUAGAGCUGGUUCGCAAUGAAGAUUUGAAAGUCUUCCCUGGACAAGGUAGAGUCUCUCAUAAGCAUGUUGUAGCAGAUGUGUGGGUUGUGAAGGCUAGUGAGCUUGGUAUAAAUGAAAAUCCAACCCAUGUUAGAUCACACCUUGGACAUUUACUCAAAGUAGGCGACUCAGUCCUUGGCUAUAAUCUUGAAGAUAGCAAUAUCAAUGACCCACAUUUUGAUAAGUUGAAUAAAGACUAUAUCCCAGAUGUUAUUUUAGUGAAGAAGUUCUAUCCACGCGUGAUUACAAAACGAGGAUGGAAGUUGAAGCAUAUAGCAGAAAAAGAAGGUAGUUUGUUCCCAACUGACAAUAACGAUUAUGAUGAGUUUAAAGUUGACCUUGAGGAGGACGUUGAGUAUCGUAAAAAUGUCAAUAUCUACAAGGAUAAGUCAGUAGUUGUUGAUGCUGAUGAUAUAGAUGACCCAUUUGCUCCUCAUAUUACGCUAGAAGAAAUGCUUGAUGAUCUGCACAUUGAUCAGAGUGACCCUGCCAUGGAAGAAUAGCAUUGUAAUUGAUGUAAGUUCUCAAGUCUCAUCAGCGCCUUGAACUUUCAAUGUAAUGGUUGCUCUUUGUCAGCCUUUUCCACCAAUAGUUAUUUUAUGUAUACAAUUUGAUGGCUAAACCUGGAAAACAUGCAUCUUAGUAGCAGAGUUUCAAAAUUGUUGUUCUCAUCUUACUUUUAUUAAAUGAUAUGAAAAGAGUAAACUUAAUCACUGAAAAGUUUUGUUGAAUAGCAUGCAAAUAGAGAAUAGAAAACACGGACUUUUUCCAGAAAUGAUGUUGAAAACUGAAAUGUUGCAAAUUAAAACUCAUGUUUUCCUUGUUCAGCCACGAAUGUGUUUGCCCUGUUGUAAAUGUCCGAGCCAGCCCUGUUUGUCACCUCAUAGCUAAGAAUUGUCCUCAUACCGUAAUAACCUGUUUAUAGGUAAAAUGACAGGAUUUUCACAGUAACAUCUUUUAUACUUCCCAUUAGUGUUCAAAAAGCAAGAGAAUAAUAUUUCUAGCUCACGCGACAUUACUAUAAAUAUGCAACCAUGAAUAUUUUAUCUAUUACUAUUAUGGUAUGUAUUUUUAUACCUUCUCAUUAACUUUAACAAGGGAUAGAUAUUCUUGUAUCAGAGCAAAUUAUUUCUUGUGACAGCCCGUUUUUGAAAGGUUUUAUUCAACCUUUUUUGUAUGAAUCAUUCUUCAAGAACUGUCCAUCAAAUAUAAUAUAGCAACUGAGAUCUAUCUACUUUAGACGUAUCUAGAGAGAACUUUCUUAUUUUGGAAUAAGUUUCAUUCCAAGAUCAGUGCAUAUAUGCUGGGUUUGGAAGUAUUCCAAGGUGUAAAACUUUAUCCAAAAUGUCUUGUGUGGAUUCAUCAUUGCAGUAUUCCAAACUGCUUCUAAUUCUGUCCACUUGAUUGUACUUUAAUUUUACAUCUCCAUCAUAGAAUUGUGAGUAAAUGUUAUCAUUCUGUUUCAA
Messenger RNA from Bemisia tabaci, 2599 nucleotides. It is a transcript of the gene Nmd3, whose product is annotated as 60S ribosomal export protein NMD3. Gene Ontology annotation, molecular function: ribosomal large subunit binding. The record is from RefSeq and is a predicted model, not a curated record. Gene Ontology annotation, biological process: ribosomal large subunit export from nucleus. Gene Ontology annotation, cellular component: cytoplasm; nucleus. NCBI's taxonomy places the organism in Eukaryota, Metazoa, Arthropoda, Insecta, Hemiptera, Aleyrodidae.